This is a messenger RNA of Pochonia chlamydosporia 170, 810 nucleotides long. RefSeq names its product DNA-directed RNA polymerase, III, C31 subunit. Gene Ontology annotation, cellular component: RNA polymerase III complex. The record is from RefSeq and is a predicted model, not a curated record. Gene Ontology annotation, biological process: transcription by RNA polymerase III. The coding region runs from base 1 to 810 and encodes 269 amino acids. NCBI's taxonomy places the organism in Eukaryota, Fungi, Ascomycota, Sordariomycetes, Hypocreales, Clavicipitaceae. The transcript has 2 exons.
AUGUCCAGAGGAGGACGAGGCGGUGGACGGGGUGGCAGAGGAGGCGCGAGAGGUGGAGGACGCCCGAAUGUGCCUUGGGACACUGGCGAUGAGCCAGACGCAAGACCAUCCGAGCUUUUCCCACCAUACACAGUCCCAACCCCGCGAGAUUUAACUGGCCCCGAAGUCAGCGCGGUUCAACACUUCCUGCUUCUACGCCACCAAAUACAUUCCUCACCACUCUAUACCUCUAAACGGACCUCCCUUCACGAUCCGACCACGCCAAGAAAGUUAUACGGUCAAGCACAGAUGAAUGCCCGAUAUGGCGUCAAAAACAAGGCUUCAGUCGAUCCUUUCACUGCCAUGCCGACAUACUCACAAAAGUUUGUUCGGGAGGAGCGAGCCCUGCCAGACUGGUCAGCCCGCCCGGUGUGCCGCGAAAUGUUUCCUGCCGAGCUAUUAGACACCGUUGAACCCGAGGAUGGCGUAGGAGUGCGCAAGAAGCGAAGGUUAGAGCUCAGCAAAGUCAGUGCCUUGCCCAACGCCGAGGAGGCGUUUGGAAUGCCCUCGCUGGAUGGUGAUGGCGACGAAGAACGGGAGGCCGGUAGCGGCACUGGGAGGAACUUAUUGGAGAAGCUCGAGGCAAUGCGUGAGGACGAAGCCGAUGAGGGCGCCGAGCUGGAAGACGAAGAGGGACUCGAAGAGGAGGAUGAGGACGAAGUUUACGAUGACGAAGAUGCUGGCGACUACGACGCUGAACAUUACUUUGAUAAUGGUGAUGAGAUGGGCGAUGAUUAUGGGGAGGGAGAUGAUGGCGAAGGGACGUAUUAG